AUGGCGCGGCUACGUUUUCCUGGUCGACCUGGCUAUCGAUUCGAUCGAAUUGGAGUCAGAUAUAGUGCCGAUGAAGCCAGAAUUACUACAGAUCCAACAUUAUCCAUAAUAACCAGCAUCCACAAAGGUUUGCAACAAUUUAGGGACAUAUUUGGCGACUCUGACGAGGAUGAUACAGAAUUCUGUGGCUUCACGCCAGCCGAGGUUCGAGCAGCAGAAAAGAAUUUUCAGCGGGCUAUCAAACAAGAGAAGCAAUUUCUUGAACAGCAAGCACAUCAGCAGAAGUUUAGAAGUGAGCGGUCUAAAGCCACGCUAACCUGCCUUGCAGCUGCGGGAUUAGAGCUUACAAAGAACACCAGAGCACCUAUCAAUUUAAGAAAAACUUACAAAAAAAUUGUGGAGACAGGGCUAGUGCAGGAUGCAACACGUAAGAUCAAACCUAAUUCAUGGCAUGAAACAUCCAGGAAUAAAUCACUACAGGAGGUGUCGAGGCCUAGCCCACAUCUACAGCAAGCGUCAAAAGUUUCUGUUGCAGCGGGAAAACAAAAUGGUCAGCCUGUUCCUGACAAUGUGUCUAACUUGAAGCACAUCAGGUUGAAACGCCUGACACAUAAUGUGGACACACAACCAGUUUUCCGUCGGCCUGUGGGGAGGCCUAGGAAGUAUACCACUACUGCAGAGGGGGUUAUUGAUGUGCAGAGGGGCAACAGCUUUGAAAGUAUUGCAGCCGCUUCAUCUGGAUUUGGUGCAAAACCCCUCUCAAAGUACACAUCGAUGGCUAAGCAGAUUCUGGCCAGAGCUACAAAACAGGCAGUGCAUACCAGCAGCAAACUCUUUACUUCAACACAUAAAGUUAGGAAAUUUGUUCUUCCUACUAAAAGCUCCAGAUCUUCUCGAGUUAUCAAGCCCAAUAAGCGAUUUUUGGAAGAUGAUAAUGUACACCAGUUGGUCGCCAAACAAGCAAAAAUUAGUCCAUCUUCGCUUACAGCAGCAGCUCCAGCAUUCAAAGCACCCAUCUUCGGCAUGGUAGUUGGUAGUGAAAAAUCAAACAGCUUUUCUGCAUUUCCAUCAUGUGGAUUAACUAUGUCACCCUUUAACGUGACCAGAGAUAAAGGCUUUCCAGCAUUUUCCACAGCUCCUCAGCCCAGCGGCACUUCCAGUUUUAUGGAUGGAUUAGCUAACCAGAAGCUUCUAGGGUCUCUCGAUCAGCCAUUGAUAGUUGAGGGGAAGAGACCCCGCAAGCCCAGCCUGAUCAUGAGAAUGAAACUGGUGGAAGACGAUCCUGCUGAUGAAAUCCGGCUUCAGCAGCAGUUGUCGGAUGCUACCACUGCUGUUAAAUCUGAUGGACAGAAGCCACCAGCUGACGCUAAAUUUUCACCGACACCUUUACCAUCACAGACAAAAGGUUUUGGAGCUCCUAAGAGCCUCAUCGCCCCAGCUAAACUCUUCACUGACCCGUCCACUUGCUCUUUAUCCUCAAAAGCUUUCAGGGCUCAUUACAAGCAGCAGCAGAUUUUAUCCAACUUACCUUCUCAGAGCACUGUCGUGCUGCGUCAAGCCAAACUACAGCUGAAUCGAACAGCCCUCAAUCGUUCCAAGGCUGCUUUAGCUCGAUCACUGAAAGCUCAGCUUAAACGUGAAGCCAAGCUGGAGAGGAGACGGCGGACUCCACAGAGCAGAUUUGGACGACUGUCAGUGUCUGAUCCGUCAGCUGUAUCACCCGGCUCAUCACUCAGCCAGCUGUCCCCAUUUUCUAAACUGGCAUCUGAUUCAGCCAUAGAAAGACAGAAAUCUGGAUUGUUUGAGGGAAUAGAGGCUGGUGCUGGAUCUUUCUCACCAGGAAGAAGUCCACCAGUGACACCCAGUUCCUUACAGACUCUGAAGCCAAAGAACGAGAAAUUUGACAACUAUCAGGCAUCACUGAUCAAACAUGAUGCUCUGCUGAAAACGUAUGCACCAGGAUCCAGAUGGCACUGUCUUGUGUGCUCCAGCAUGUGUGUUAUCAAGAAGAACCGCAAGCUGCCUCAGGUCCCGUUGUGCAAGAGGUGUAAGGCAGCUUAUUUUUUCCAAGUGACCCUGAAGCCGGGGUCAUUAAAGAGAAAGUGCAAGUAUGGAGGAAGGUGCAACAUUCACUUCUCGGAAAAAUCGAUUCUUCAUUGCCCAUCAUGCAAAUUCAGAAAAUUUGACGCAGUUAUGAGAAAAUGUAAGGAGCUAGGAUAUACAGUAACUCAAAGGUGCCCUUAUCGCUACAUGACUGCUAAGCAGCGGCAGACGAGCAGAAGUGGAGACAGGAUGGUGGAACCAGGCCUGAGAACACCAGGCAGGACAUCCAACCAUAGCAGUGAGCUAAUCAGUGCCAGUAAUCUGGACAAGCCAUUGUCAGUCGAUGUUGACCAGGAUACAGAUCCGUUUAGCCUUUCGCCACCACAGACCCUCUCAAGCUCCAAGUCAACACCAGAUAAAGGUUUGAGGUCUCCUUCCAAGAAAUUAGGUCUGACCGCCAGUGAUGGUGACAAAGUGUCUGAAGCUGAUGAAGAUGGUGACAUAGUAGGUAGAUCAAGGGGGAGUGUUCGAGGGCCCAGAAUCAAGCAUGUGUGCCGCCGUGCUGCGAUGGUCUUUCCUCAGCAAAGGGCCACAUUUCCAGAGGAGCCCCAGAAGAGAACUUUAACACUGAGUGCUCUGCCUAAUGAGGAGAAGAGACAGCUGUGGGCCAAAAACAAGCAGGAGCAAACACAAGAUUCUUCAACCGACGAGAGCAAUGAUGAAACAAAACAGAAUAAAAUCCCUGCACUAGCCUCUCCUGACAGAAAAUUGCAGUCACCCAAAGAAGAGCAAGCAGAUACAAAGAAAGAAAGAAAGAUAGGCUCAAACUUCAACAAGAAGCUAGGUUUAACCAGAGAUGAGAAGGUAGAUGAUUUGAGAGAAGGCAAGAUGCCAAAAAAUAGGAUCUCAGAGGCAAGGAUGGCAGGGACAGAUGUUGCCAGUAAAGUGAAGAAGAAAAGUAUAUCAAUUGAGAAAACAUUGGCAGCCAGAAAGAAAGGAUACACCAGGAAAAUUCGUUGCCGUGAAUGCAAGGGCUGCAAAACUCCAGAAUGUGGUGUGUGCGUGUUUUGCCGUGACAAGCCCAAGUUUGGUGGGCCAGGAAGGAUCAAAAAGUGUUGCAUACAUUCAGUUUGCCUUGCACCCAAAAUCCCAAGGAAAGCCACACAAGCAUUUAUUGAACCAAAAAGUCCAACCAAAACCUACCGAAGGGAUGAUGAUGAUCAGAAUGGAGAUCACCACACAAGGAGUCACAAUUCUAGGGCUGGCUUCCGGGAUUCGUCCUCAAGGUACCAGGAGAAGAGAGCUAACAAUCACUGGAGAGUGGAGGGAAAUGGAAAUGGAGCCAAAGACGACAGUGAAGAUGUUAUUGAAGGAGCUGAAGAAAAUAUGGACACCUACCAAAACGGGCAUACUAGUUCUUUAUCAUCUUCCCUUCAAAAUGGCCUCGACAUGGAUGGCUCCCAAUGUCAGUCAAAAACAGUAGCUAACACAAAUGGGGACCGAGUUGUACGCUAUGCCAAGGGAAAGUACUCUACAGCUGUUGAAGCUACUAUUCAGUUUGCCUUGGCUGAUGUCCGAAACCCUUUCAUUGGAAGGAUGGCGGAAGCAUAUGUAGGCAAAAUGCGUCAUCUAAAACACAGAGAGAAG
Candidula unifasciata is the source of this 3690-nucleotide messenger RNA. The record is from the annotation of a GenBank genome assembly. NCBI's taxonomy places the organism in Eukaryota, Metazoa, Mollusca, Gastropoda, Stylommatophora, Geomitridae.